AAGACAACCAAUAUUACCAAAAGUAUAUAUCACAUCUUUUUGAUAAAUGCCUAACUCGGAGGUGUUUCGCGAGGGUCGGGGAAGAAGCCCAUCGGCACAUAGUAGUGCCAGACAGGAGCGGCGCAGUAACGUUAAACCUGGAAGUGGUGCUACUCCGCACCGAGAGAAACACCGGGAGAAGAGGCGGACGUCCUCAUCUAUCCGAAAGAAACACAGUCACGCUAGGGAGAAAGGAUCAUGGCAUACGCCAGAUGAACCAGACAGUGAACGGAGAGGCACUCUUGAAAGAGAAGGUGAACUUCGGACUUUAGUGGAAUAUGACGACGUGAGUUCCCAAUCAGAACGGUUUUCUGGGAGCCCUUCGCCGAAACCAGAACCGCAUGCUACUAUUUUGGUCGACCGACUUAGCGAAGUUGAGUUUACAGACAUGAACGGACCGACAUCCCCAGAGAGAAGGUCUCGAAGAGACAGGGCUAUAUUGCAUCUCAGGAAGGAUGAACAAAUCAGUGGUUCAUCCGAGAGGAAUAGACAAGAGAAGGACCCGAAAAGAAAGGAACGCCAGAGCCGUGAGAGGGACACUUCGAAAUCUCGUGGAAGUAGCCAGAGCGCCACCAAAAACAACCGAGACGGUGCGAGAAGCAGUGACAGUAACGGCAAGAAGACGUCUACAACCUUGGCCCCCAUGACUUUGGAUAAAAGGGAGUCUAAACGGCACAAAAGUAAGACACGUUCUGAAAAAGAGCCCCCGUCUGCAUACAGGGAUGCACCACAAUCAUACCGAGAUGACCGUGAAGAACUCAGGGCCUACAGAAGAAGUCCUGGUUUCAAGGCAGACAGCCCACAUGGGAAAUCUUAUUCCUAUGGAUACCAUUCUCCUAGUGGUAGUUAUAAUAACCAGUUUAUAUCUAGAAGAAGUCCCAGUUAUGGGAACAAAAGGCUGUCCCCAAGUUCGACAUACUUUAGCCGAGAUUCUGAGGUCUAUGGUGCCUACAACAUUUCAAAGUCGCCCAGUUCAUACUCAAGCAACAAAAGAAAGCGGUCUCCAACGAGCCCAUUCAACUGGCGCAGGUCUCCAAGUUAUGGCCGACAUAGUCCAUUCGAACAGGGAGAACUUGCUUCAAGUCCCUACGGUACCCGUCGGCGAUCACGAAGUCCAUACCGAAAGUCACUGAGCCCAAGUCCAGACGUAAGGUAAGCAAUUGAUCAGAGGGUACUGUACCCGUAUUUUUGACUGUAUACGUCAAAGAUAACAUGCCAGUCUGGUAUAAUUCCAGGUGUCAAUCCUCUAAUUAUCACUGUAUGAUUUGGACCAGUGCUCUAGCUGCUCUUGCGAUCAUGUUCAAUAUUUUGUAUUAUGCCAAUGGAAUACUUUGUUUACAUUAGGAGUAUACUGCCUCAUUAUGGAAAUAUGACCACACACAAGGCCUUAGUUUGAAAGGGAGACCAACUCCUUUUCAAAAUGCAAGAUAGCAGAAUGCUCACAACCGAUGGCUUAUGAAGUGAUAAGUAAACUUCACAUGUGAAAGAAUGGAAACGUGACAUUAGUUGGCUAAAGUUAUGCAACACAAGCUUGAAGGGAUUAAAUGGGAAUGGUUAAAAAGUUAAUAUUUUUUAAUCAGCCAUUUUAAACCUUUGAAAUUAGGCUACACAUUGGACUAGCACCCUCCCACACAGGUGUACAGGCUGCUGAAGUCUGACAAAUUAAUGAAUAGGUUCAUGUGACUGGCUGAAAGUGAAUGAUUAAUAGUCUACCAUAUGUUACCCUCCACAUUAUUAAAUCUCUUGGGGAUGAAUGUAUAAUAUAUUUUUUUAGAGAACUUAAAACUUUAAUAGUACUGAGAGACAUUGUACUUUUGAUGGCAGAAUCUGGAUCACCCAAGAGAGCAAAGCUUUGUGAAACUAAUUUAGUACAACUGUUUUACUAGAUUGUGAUUCAGAUUGUAAUGAUGCCUUAAAUGCCACUGAAAGUGUUAUUUUCCAUUACAGUAGUCUGCUAAAAUAGCACUUGUUAGACAAGAUGCACCUUUAAAGAGCCACUGAUCAUGCCAAUUGGCACUUGUUUUUCUGUUGCUCAUUAGAAAAAUGAGACUUCAUUCUUGGAGGUGCAUAGAUGUUCCAAACUCUUUUUUGUUGUUGUUGAGGAGACUGACAUUAUGACCAAAAUGAUCCUAUUUACACUUUGUAGUCAAUUUUGACACUAGAAUAACUGUUUCUGACUUGUUUUCAAAGGGAUUUGUUGCUUUUUAAAGGCAGUUGCUCUUUAAUGGGAACUUUUCCCCUAUGAAAGAUUCAUCAUGUCUCUCCUUUCUCCAGGCGAUCUGGCAAGUCUCGAAGCAGGAGCCCGUAUUCCUCCUCAAGGCACUCACGCUCACGCAGCCGCCACCGCCACUCUCGCUCCCGCAGCCGGCCCUCCAGCCUCUCCCCCAGCACACUGACCUUCAAGAGCAGCCUGGCGGCCGAGCUCAGCAAGCAGAAGAAGGCCAAAGCUGCCGAGGCAGCCGCCCGGGCCAAGAGCUCCAGUAACGCCUCAACUCCCACCAAGGUUCCCUCUGCAGGCUCCCACCAACCCAGCCCCAAGACCAACCACGCCACUAAGAAGGGCCCGAGGACCCCCGUGUCGAGCCAGCCCCAGUCCCCCGCAGACAGGACCUCCAAGAGGAGCACAGCGCCCCCCAAGCCCAGCAGGGAUAGAGAUGUGAAGGGGAAGGAUGACCCCUCAGUGCAACGAGACAAGAGGAAAGUACCAGCAUCUGGACAGGGCAAAGAGAAGGAGCGAGUAACUGCCCCGACUGCCUCUACACUGACAUCUCUAAACCUGCCCCCGAACAUCCUCGAGCACUUAGCUGGAGUAGACAGGUAAUCAGAACAUAAUAAAGAGCUUUUAUGAUAAGAGAACUCAUUAAUUUUUUCACUCUCAUACAUGCCUCCCCCUGUCUUUCCAUAGCCUAACUUCUCAUCUUAUUUUACUCCCCUGUGCAGCUUGAAGGACGUCUUACCAUCGCUCUCAGGGAAGAAGCCAGCAGAGCGUCAGAAGGCCCGUCACCUCCUGAGCGACCUGCCCCUUCCUCCAGAGCUACCCACAGGUGCCUCCUCCCCUCACAGCCCAUACGACGAGAAGAAGACCACCACGCUUCGCCGCCGGCCCAAGUAUGUCUGGGCCCCGUGACUUUCCAUGUCUCACCCUACCACUUCAAUGGCCUAUGCUCCUCAAUAAUCUCUACUGCCUGGUGUUGAGAACCACCCUUGACCUAAUCUCUUGUUGGUUUGUUUGUCUUUCUCCCAGGAUCUGCGGCCCACGUUUUGGGGAGAUUAAGGAGACUGAGAUCGACUGGGGGAAACGGUGCGUGGACAAGUUUGAGAUCAUCGGCAUCACAGGAGAAGGCACCUACGGCCAGGUGUACAAGGCAAAAGACAAAGAUACAGGUGAGGACUACUAAAUGCUUACGAUGAAGAUCAUAGGGUGUAGCCCAUUUCCCUGAUAGUUCAUAUUCAAAUUAUUAUUUUAAACCAUCAAACAGAAAAAUCUGUUUGGCAAACUCAAACUCACUCUUAACUCCAAAUGUAAGUAUUUCUAUGCCCAGGGUAACUAUUAUGUAUGAAAAAGUAUCUACUAAUAUCCUCUGUCCUUUAUCUCUAUCCCCAUGGUGUAGCUGAGAUGGUGGCCUUAAAGAAGGUGCGUCUGGACAACGAGAAGGAGGGCUUCCCUAUCACCGCCAUCAGGGAGAUCAAGAUCCUCCGCCAGCUCAACCACAAGAGCAUCAUCAACAUGAAGGAGAUAGUCACUGACAAGGAGGACGCCCUGGACUUCAAGAACGACAAAGGUCCAAAUGACAAACCCACUGAAUUAUCAUGUUUGCAUCCCAAAUGGCACUCCAUUCCCUACAUAGUCCACUACUUUUGACCAGAGCCCUAUGGCAGGGGUUCUAAAACUUUUUAGGGCCGGGGACCCCUUUUGUCAUAGCAAAUUCAUCAGGGACCACCUCAUAAUCAGAACACAACUUGAGUGAGAUAAAAAUAGCAUACAAGGAGUUUUAUGACUUCGGCAGUGCAAUGGCAAAUGAACCAAGUCUCGGGCCCUGGGAAGGAACAUUUUAAAGACACGCCUCUUGGCAUUGGAGAGAGAAUUUUGCAGUUGUUCAAGCUAAUUUCCUGCAAUUCUACACAUUUUAUCAAGGGAAAGAGAUGUUUUGUAGUUGCAUCUUUAAAGCGAAUCUCCUGCAAUUCUACACAUUUUGCAGUGAGGCAGAGGGAACAUUUAGCUGUUUUAAAGCUUAAAUUACAAUGCAUUUUGUUUUUUUAAACAUUUUGGGGGAAUACAAGAUGGCCUAUUGAGUUUAACAUUUUAUAAUAGGUUGACAAAAAUUUAAAAUAUCCCUGUGAGCCUCCUAGGCCCAUGUUGCCCAGGGUUAAGAAAACAAAUUGUGGAUUAAUAAUAUCACAUUGAAUUGUAUUACACACCCUAAACUUAUCCCAUGGAUCUCUUGGCAAAAAUUAGUGUAAUCUGUUGUUAGUAAUAUUAAUAAAAAAUAAACAUGUACAAAAAUAUAUUUUUUUGAGAUCUGGCUGCGGACCCAAUGCAGUACCCCACUUUGAGAACCUCUGUUCCGUUCUGAAGGAUCCAUCCUCCUUUUACAGGUGCGUUCUACCUGGUGUUUGAGUACAUGGACCACGACCUGAUGGGGCUGCUGGAGUCGGGCCUGGUCCACUUCAACGAGAGCCACAUCAAGUCCUUCAUGAGGCAGCUGCUGGAGGGCCUCGACUACUGCCACAAGAAGAACUUCCUGCACAGGGACAUCAAGUGCUCCAACAUCUUGCUCAACAACAAGUGCGUGCUCCUCAGGAUAGCUGGCCUGUUGGUCCCAGAUCUGUCAAUGCUGUCUUGUCAACUCCUAUGGUCAUUAUAACGCCAAAGCACAAGCAGAUCUGGGACCAGGCUACAGGAUAGUCAAAGAAAGAAAAACAAUUUAUAUCCGCUGCGGUAUCAGUAGCAGUGUCUGACAGAAUGGGGUUGGAUGUCACGUUAAUGCUGUGUUCUGUUCUCUAUGCCAGGGGUCAAAUAAAGCUGGCAGAUUUUGGACUGGCUCGACUUUAUAACUCUGAGGAGAGGUAAGUGUCCCGAUAUGGUUUACAGUCAAUUGCUGCCAAUAGUUAUUGGCUUUUCAGAUGUAUUACUUUAUCUAUGACUGUUUUGCUUCAUCAAGCAUAUUGGUUUCAGGUGUGUUUUGUUGUGGAUGAUGAUAUUAUUGAUACUUAUGCAUUUUUCUGUCCCUGUCGUGUAGCCGACCGUACACCAACAAGGUGAUCACCCUGUGGUACAGACCCCCAGAGCUUUUACUGGGGGAGGAGAGGUACACACCUGCCAUUGAUGUGUGGAGCUGCGGGUAAGAGACACACCUACAUUUAGUUGAUUAGGUGUGGUGUUUCACUGGCUGAGAUUCAUGAUUCUUGAACUGAGGACAGAUGGUGGUCAUGGUUCUAUAAAGAGGAUCAUGCAUUCACCCUGUUUUUGUCUUAAAUCAGGUGCAUUCUGGGGGAGCUGUUCACAAAGAAGCCCAUUUUCCAAGCCAAUCAGGAGCUUGCCCAGUUGGAGCUGAUCAGGUACGUUGUAGUCUGAGGAGAAGGGUACUAUAAAUCCGUAAAUAUCUUCUCCUCAGUAUCCAUUUUAACUGUCAAAGACCUUCAGCUAUCUCGUUUGACAGUCUUCUUGUUAGGGCACGAUAUUGAACUCUAGCCCAAACUGAUGCCUUCUUUGGCUGUUCUCCCUUCCAGUCGUAUCUGUGGCAGCCCCUGCCCCGCUGUGUGGCCAGACGUCAUCAAGCUGCCCUACUUCAACACCAUGAAACCAAAGAAACAGUACCGGCGGCGGUUGCGAGAAGAGUUUGCUUUGUGAGUUGAUCUGCUUGUUUGAAUUCAGUAAUUGUGCUCAUCAUUGGUGUUUGAAAAGAAUACAUAACCACUUCGUCUUUCUCUUUGGUCAGUAUUCCACCCUCUGCCCUGGACCUGUUUGACCACAUGCUGGCGCUGGACCCAAGUAAGCGCUGCGCGGCCGAGGCGGCGCUAAGCAGUGAGUUCCUCAAAGAUGUGGACCCAACCAAGAUGCCCCCACCAGAGUAUGUUUGGCCAAAGGCAUAUUACUUCAUUGUGUCUGUGAUUCAUUACUGUAGAAUCUAAUUUUUAUGAUGACCCACCCUUUGAUCUCCUUAUUACCAUUUUGCCUCCUGUCCUCCUUCCCAUCUCGCUCCUCCAGUCUCCCCCUGUGGCAGGACUGCCACGAGUUGUGGAGUAAGAAGCGGCGGAGGCAGAAGCAGAUGCCAGAGGAGCUGUCAGCCCCCAAGGCUCCCCGUAAGGAGCUGGGGCUGGGAGACGACAGUCGUAGCAACACCCCCCAGGGCUUCCCUCCGCCUGGGGGGCUCAAAGCCCAGCCUGUGGCUGCCUCAGCCCUACUGGGUGAGUUAAUGGGCCUUUAGUCUAGUACCGCAAAGCCACCCCUCCCUAAUGCCUUAUCAGUUACACUCUCUCACUUUAAUGGCUUAUAUUGCAACGACUAAAAACAACUUGGAGUGAAUUAAGAGGUACUUUUGAGUAAAUUGCUUAAAAUAUAUAUUUUCUUUGUCUCCCGUAGACCCAAAAGCUCCCAACUCCCAGCUGACCCAGGAACAGCUGGCGGUCCUCCUCAACCUGCUCGGCCAGUCCAAGAGCGCUGUCAACCCGGCCCAGAUUGCCAAGGUCAACCCAGAGACUCUCCAGCAGCUCUCCAAGGUCCUGCCACCAGAACCCUCUGACUCCGACCGGCCCCCGGAGCCACCCCCUUCACUCAAGCCCCACAAGCUCCCUCAGUCGGGUGGAGUACCCCGCACGCCCCCCAUGCCCAAGCCCCCAUCGCCGCCUCCCUCGUCGGCAUCGCAGGGGAAGCCUGAUGGGGAGGCCUCAGCAGCCACCCAGACGGCAGUCACCAUGCUGCUGGCCCAGCUCCUCCAGGCCCAGCAGAGGCAGGAAGCUGGCGAUGCAGACGGCACAAACGCACCAGCAGGAGGACCUCCGCCACCCUCUGAGCCCAAGCAGCCCCCAGAGCCAAUCCCUGUCUCGCCAGGUAACUACUCGUAUAGAGAAUAUUGUGAUGUAUUUAUAACCUCAUUUUUGCUAGCAGAAAUUGUGUAUAGACUUGUAUUCCACUGCUGUGACCAUCCAGUAGGCUUAUCUGUCUCAAAUUCUGUACACAAUUGUAAUGUUGGAUAUCCCUAUGGUAGAAUACGAACUUGCAAAGUAGGACUAGAACUAUCUCUUUGCUUUGAACUAACAUCAUGUCUUGUGUUUUCCCCCUUAGUGUCCAAGGGGAGCGGAGUUUCCUCCAGACCCAUCCUCCCCCCCGACCAGAGACCCCCUGAACCACCCGAGCCUCCUCCCCGCUGCGAGGAUUUGGACUACCGGCAGAAGAUGGCGCCCAAGACGGGCCACCUGCCGCCUAUGCCAACCUCAGGUGGAGCUGGCGAGGGAGGAAGGCUGCCGGAGCCAGACUACCAACCCCACCCCGGCACAGAAGGACCCGGCUAUGGCGGUGACUACAGCCGCCCACCCCCUCCACCCUUCCCUCCUGCAGGUUUUGGAGACUGCUACAUGGGCCACAUGCUGGGGGGUGGCCUGCCCCCCCACAACCUGAGGGAGGUGUUCAGCAGCAGCACUCAGGCCCCGGGCUCGUCCUCGGCUGCCGGGUCCCUGGCCACCUCGCUCCAGGAGCCCUUCCCUUCAGGCAGAGGUGGAGGUGUUAGCAGCAUGGUGUUCAGUGGCGACAAAGACCACCGCUUUGAGUACAAUCACAGCCCCUCCUUGCCUUUGGAAGGGCAACCCAACCCCACCAGCAUCCACCUCUACAACCAUGCCACCCCUCCCCCACCCAUCCCUCCUCCGGGCCAGUCCUGGAGCUCCCCUUCCCAGGCCGGGGCCCCACCUAUGCCCCUUGGCUUCAACCCACAUGUGAACUCAGCAGCCAUCCGAGGACGACACCUCCCCUUCUGAUUGGCUGUGGCAUAGUGAAUAGGCGGGGUGUGAUGAUGGAUACACCUCAGACUUGUGGACUCAAAAGAAACUGAGCCCAAACCCUAACAGGCUAGACAAGAGGGAUCUGGAAAUGCACACUUGAUUUGUAAUAAAAAUAUAUAUAAGAAAUCUGUGUAAAGCAUUGUAUUCCUCCUGUAUCUGGAAUGUGGGGUACGUUGCAGAAGGGGGGGGGGGGGUUGUAUAGAGGGGGCUUUUUUUGCUCAUACCGUUUCAUAUCGUUUUUGUUUUUUAU
This is a messenger RNA of Coregonus sp. 'balchen', 8287 nucleotides long. NCBI's taxonomy places the organism in Eukaryota, Metazoa, Chordata, Actinopteri, Salmoniformes, Salmonidae. The record is from the annotation of a GenBank genome assembly.